Molecule: messenger RNA, 1368 nt
Organism: Paramacrobiotus metropolitanus
Lineage: Eukaryota; Metazoa; Tardigrada; Eutardigrada; Parachela; Macrobiotidae
Exons: 4
Coding region: 280-1083 (267 amino acids)
Cellular component (GO): membrane
Source: RefSeq, a predicted model, not a curated record
UCGAUUUCCCACCAAAUCUACUGUAUACAAACUAGAAAAAUUCCCUCAUGCUACGAUCGUAAUCACUGUCAAGGCAGUUACUGAGCCGUAUACAGCAAAGAGGAAAAUAAAGCCAUAGCCGGCAUAUUGCGCGAUCCUGUGGAGCGUAUACAACGCACAUAUAUCUCAGCCGUUAUGAUUAAAAAGCGCUGCCAUGUGAUGCAAGUGAUUUCGUGAAUCUGAGGGAAUAUGGAUUAAUUGAAGCACAGUGCUAUCUAGCGUUCCCCUCUUUAACAAAACAUGAUUAUGGAUCACUCCCACACAGCGCAUGUACACUAUGCAUCGCGCAGCCCAACAUUGCACUCUGGCUUACUAUCCGUGCACGCUCCCAAACGACGCGCAACGCGAACAUUUAGCGCAUCCACACAUAAUUCAUUUCAAAGUUCUCGUCGUCAUUCGGUGUGGAGGAAAUUCAGUACCAAUACUAUCGCCCUCAGUAUGGAGGAUAACGAAGGCAACGCUUUUGUUGGCGUUCCAACGGGCGCAAAUCCGAAAUUAUGGUUUGCACUGAUAUAUUCCACGUUUGUGCUAGCCGGAUGCCAUUUUGUGUGCGGAUUCAUCAGCAUUGGUGUUGGAGUCAUCACGACGAUAGCAGCGGAGCAAACUGUCUAUGCUCACACUGUGUCCCCCAUCUGGAGCGGAUUAUCAUUUGUAGUGGCGGGAUUUUGUGGAAUCAGUGCAGCGCGGAAGCGAACAGUGUACAUGAUACAUCUUUUCAUCGGGGUCUCGGUGUGUGCCAUGAUCCUGCUGUUAAUAAGUAUCCAGCUGUUACGACUGGGACUCGUCUACCACACCAACGACGGGAAUACAUUUCAGAAGGACCAGAAAGACAUUUGGAUCAUAAUUGCCCUGAGCGAUGCAGGCAUGGAGGGAUUCAUUUGUUUAAUUGCUGUUUUCACCAGCUGGAAAAUGGCACGGCUAGCGAACGUCCCGCCGGAGCCGGUUAAGGAUGAUGGACCGUUCCGUAUUCAAAUAACCAAAGGCGGCAGUCAUUACAUGACCAUGAGCAAAUACACCAAUAAGCGCAAGAUUUCCAGUUUAUAAUCCGAAUAUUAUCCGAAGUAUAUCUCUGCUCGUUGGGGUAACAGAACCGGUUUUUUUAGUAAAGAACAAAACAUCCAUUAUUUUCGUCGCUGUUUGAACUUGGGCUGCUGUAAUGCCACCUUGACAGAGCCCGGAAAGUUGCGCGAUAAAUCCUGGUCCUAAAAACAGACACAAAAUGACAUAACAUUUUAAACAGAUAAUCCAAGAUAUUUGCCUUGAUCGAUUUCAGUAUGUCCUUUUCUGUAGAUGUGGCCGUUUUGUCUCUAAUAAAUGCCUGAAAGCAAG